AUGUACUUCGAGCGUGCCGACGAAGCGUUCAUCGACCUCGCGAAGCGCAACCCGAAGGCGGUCAUGCCUGGGAAGCCUCCCAGCAGGGACGACAUCGGGAAGGCGCGAGGGCGGCCAGCGUCAGGAAUUAACCCGAAGACGGGGCGGCCAUACCGGAGGCGCAAGGACGGGCCCAAGACGCCGAAGAUGAUUCUGGACUCGGACAUCGACUCGGAGGACGAGGUGGAGAGCGACAUCGGCAGCGAGUAG
Molecule: messenger RNA, 249 nt
Organism: Trametes versicolor FP-101664 SS1
Lineage: Eukaryota; Fungi; Basidiomycota; Agaricomycetes; Polyporales; Polyporaceae
Exons: 2
Coding region: 1-249 (82 amino acids)
Source: RefSeq, a predicted model, not a curated record